AUGAAGUUCCUCACCAUCCUCACCACCAUGUUCGCCGCCCUGGCAACGGCGUCCCCUACCUUCACCACCACCACCGCUGCGAGCGAAGCCAGCAUCGCCGCCGAAGGGGUUGCUCCUAUCGACGUCCCCAUCUGUGCUUUCGACCCAGUCAAGGGCGAGUACGUGUGCCCCGAUAGCACUACCAACAUGUCCAUUGAGUCCGCCGGCAACGAGACCAGCACUACCUCGAAGGACAGCACUAGCGCUGCCGCCGCCGCCGCCGUCGAGGCUGCCGACUGGGACGAUUGCAUGAAGGUAAGCCUCUCUGACUGCAUCCUCUCGCAGGUAUGA
This is a messenger RNA of Ascochyta rabiei, 330 nucleotides long. RefSeq lists its product as uncharacterized. Bases 1 to 330 code for a protein of 109 amino acids. Lineage: Eukaryota; Fungi; Ascomycota; Dothideomycetes; Pleosporales; Didymellaceae. The transcript has a single exon. The record is from RefSeq and is a predicted model, not a curated record.